UAUGAGUUAAAUUGAGAUGCAAUAGUUUGAUCAAGAUAGAGUACCUGAUGAUGAGAGGGAAGAUGAUUUUAAAAAUUUAAUAGCUAUUCUGGCUGGAAAGAUUUAACUUAAAACAGUUGAACCUGGGAUAUUAGGUAGAUUAGAUCAUUUAGAAAAUUAUUAUGAUCUUCUACCUUUCAAUGUCAGAGGAUUUAGACUUAUAAAUAGAGCAAGUUUAUUGAAUGGAGAUUUUUCAAAGAGAUACAUAAUAAAAUAAAUAAUAGAUUUGAAUUUAGAUCUUGAAAGUGUUUUUUCAUAAUUUAAAUAGAUGAUUUUAGAAAGCAUUAUUUAAUAGAUACAGCUGUAAAAAUGGUAGAAGGGGUGCCAACUUGGUCAUUCUUUGUUAGUUUAAUUUUGUUAACUUUAUUUUUGUUAUAAGUUUGUUUAGAUUCAAUGUUAUAUAAUCUUUUAGUUAUGAAACAUGAUUCUGUGUAGAAUGAAUAUGAUAAUACUACAGGACCUACUGCUAAUGAUGAGUAUAAAACAUCUAAUUUACUUAAGAUAAACUUUACAUGAUUUGAAAGAAGAAUUAAUUGCCAUUUGGUUCUUAUAUAUACUGAUCCCAUUUAGAUUGGGAUUAUGGAUGAUAGAUUUAGUAAUACGUUACAUAGGUUUAAGAUAUUUUAGAAAAGAAUAUUCAACUUUAGCUAUGUUUUUUGAUUUUCUAUUGGGAUUAUUGACAAUAAUAAUAGUUGGUUUUUCAACAAGAUUAGAUUAUAGUUUGAGAUCUGACACUGCUUAAACUUAAGUCGAAUUAGUAAUUUAAUAAAUUAUUAUUUAAGAUCAUUAGAAAUCUAGUUAUCUUCUUAAUUUUUUUAGCAGGUAUGAUAUAAUCAAAAAAGGCCAUGGAUUUAACCAAGAGAUUAUGUUUAUUAUUUAAUUAAAGGAAAGUUUCAUGUUGUAAUUUUAUUAGUUUUUGA
Messenger RNA from Paramecium pentaurelia, 959 nucleotides. The record is from the annotation of a GenBank genome assembly. Lineage: Eukaryota; Ciliophora; Oligohymenophorea; Peniculida; Parameciidae.